Sphenostylis stenocarpa is the source of this 345-nucleotide messenger RNA. The record is from the annotation of a GenBank genome assembly. Lineage: Eukaryota; Viridiplantae; Streptophyta; Magnoliopsida; Fabales; Fabaceae.
AUGGUAUUUUGGACCGGGAGGAUAGAUGGAUGGUGCACAGUGGACGCGAGAAAUCUCACCGCAAAAGACAGAAAAAUAAACGAAGUUCCAACUUUAAAUGGAUUUCAAUCUAAGCGAAUAAUAACCGUCAGAUUUAGAUCGACGGUGAAUAUGACGUGUGUACUCAUAUCUAACCUAUGCAACGCUACAUCCACCCACUCUCACGCUCCUUCCUCCUCCGUCUCUGCAACCGCCCGGAGCUGCACAACCACAAGCCCUAACUCUCUCCAAAACGCACCCGUUUCGUUCCCUUGCUGUUCGUGCGUUUCUGCAAUUCCUCAACCCGAUUUUGAAUACUCAAUUUAA